Humulus lupulus (European hop) is the source of this 330-nucleotide messenger RNA. RefSeq names its product alpha-mannosidase-like. Gene Ontology annotation, molecular function: alpha-mannosidase activity; carbohydrate binding. The transcript is spliced from 3 exons. Gene Ontology annotation, biological process: mannose metabolic process. The coding region runs from base 73 to 330 and encodes 85 amino acids. NCBI's taxonomy places the organism in Eukaryota, Viridiplantae, Streptophyta, Magnoliopsida, Rosales, Cannabaceae. The record is from RefSeq and is a predicted model, not a curated record.
AGUUCUGACAACUCUUUAUUUUGAAAGAUUGGUCCAAUCCCCGCAGAUGAUGGUGUUGGGAAAGAGGUCAUCAUGCGAUUGGCAACGAAUAUGGAAACGAACAAAGUUUUCUACACUGAUUUGAAUGGAAGGGAUUUUCUGAAACGAGUUCGAGAUUAUAGAGAAGAUUGGUCUCUUUCAGUUACUCAGCCUGUAGCAGGAAACUAUUACCUACUUAAUCUUGGAAUUUUCAUGGCGGAUAAGAAAUCUGAAUUAUCGGUAUUAGUUGAUUGUGCCACUGGGGGAGCCAGCAUUGCAGAUGGACAACUAGAGCUGAUGCUGCACAGAUAA